Molecule: messenger RNA, 1479 nt
Organism: Elgaria multicarinata webbii
Lineage: Eukaryota; Metazoa; Chordata; Lepidosauria; Squamata; Anguidae
Gene: LRG1
Product: leucine rich alpha-2-glycoprotein 1
Exons: 3
Coding region: 244-1242 (332 amino acids)
Cellular component (GO): plasma membrane
Molecular function (GO): protein binding
Source: RefSeq, a predicted model, not a curated record
AACACCCUCCUCUCUUCCACUUAAUCCACACUACAACCCUGCAAGAGGCUGUUUCCCAAAAAGGUGUUGCAACUCGAAAUUUGCAACGUUCCGCUGGUGUUUACGAGAAAGGGUUUCACACCCUCCCUUUCUAUCGACUUCCUCGCUAAGAGAAAAGUAUAAAACAGCUACAGCGGGGAACGACGCCCAAGAGGAAACGAGAUCCAUUUUGGAGAGACAGACGCAGAGUCACAGAUCCCCACAAUGGAUUGCACCUCCCCAAUCAUCUCCGUUGCUUUCCUCCUGGCGUCCUUUCACUGCCACUCCCUCUGGGCCAUCCCUUGCCCGCCGUUUCCUGCUCCAGUCAAUCUCACCGAGUUCUCCUGCUCCUUCCGGUCCCUGAGUGAGUUCCCUGUCGGCUUCCCCGAAAGGACCAGGCUCAUCUCCGUCGAGUCCACAAACCUCGCCGUCAUCGGCGUAGAGGCGCUGCGUGGCCUUCCCAAUCUCCAGGAACUCCACCUGUCCAACAACAGAUUGAAGACCCUUCCCAACGGCCUCUUCCGUGACCUCCCAGAAUUGCACACCUUGGAUCUCACCAGCAAUCUCCUAGAAGAUCUGCCUCUGGGGGUAUUCCAGAAUUCCACCGCUUUGAAGCUACUGAGCCUCCAGGGGAACAAGCUGACCACCCUUCGUCCGUCCUGGUUCCAAACCCUACAACAGCUCACGAUCUUAGACCUCUCCCAAAACCAGCUGAUGGACGUGCCGCACUCCUGCUUCCAGGAGCUGAAGAAUUUGACCACCCUGGACCUGUCACAGAAUCUCCUCCGCACCGUCUCACCGCAGAUCCUGGACGGCUUGUCCCGUCUGGAGAGGUUGAUCCUAGAAGGCAACGGACUCCGAACCAUUGCAAACAACACUUUCGACGUCGUUUCAAGCCUGAAGUUCCUCUUCCUGCAGAAUAACAGCCUGGCCAACCUUCCAGCUGGGAUCUUCAUGCCGCUGGGCCAUCUGGAACUGCUGGAUGUCUCCAGCAACCAGCUCACUUCGCUGGAUCCUCAGUUCUCAAGCCGGGCCGUCGAGUUGAGCCUUGAUCUCUCUGGAAACCCAUGGGCGUGUGACUGUCACUUGCGCUCCCUGCUGGAGUGGGCCACAAACAGCUCUGUCACUCUCUUUUCCAAGCCGGAAGUCACCUGUGCCUCCCCCAAGAACCUCGAAGGCCAAGCAGUGACCUCUCUCAAGGAGACCGCAUUUGGCACCUGCUGAAUCCUGAAGUGGGAGAUCACUUUUGCCGGGUUCCUCCUCCCUCGCCCUUUCGGAGGACGGCGAAAUGAAAAGGCGCAAAGGCUCCAAAUCCGAGUCCCCGGCGUGGUUCCCACACACCCCUCCUUUGAGCGCCGACAGGUUCCCUGCCACUGUUGAUUCCUGUUCUUGACUUGGUGGUUGGCGUGUUGCAAAGUGAAACGUUGGCAGGCUGAGAAAUAAAAUUGGCUCCUGGCUACA